Aspergillus puulaauensis is the source of this 681-nucleotide messenger RNA. RefSeq names its product pyridoxine/pyridoxamine 5'-phosphate oxidase. The record is from RefSeq and is a predicted model, not a curated record. Gene Ontology annotation, molecular function: pyridoxamine phosphate oxidase activity; FMN binding. Bases 1 to 681 code for a protein of 226 amino acids. The transcript has a single exon. NCBI's taxonomy places the organism in Eukaryota, Fungi, Ascomycota, Eurotiomycetes, Eurotiales, Aspergillaceae. Gene Ontology annotation, biological process: pyridoxine biosynthetic process.
AUGACAGCCAUCCCAAACCUCAGAGCAACGCUCCGCACUCUCCCCGUCCUCCAAUCCCCAUCCACCAAAGCCAUCGACCUCAACGACUUUCCCUCAACCCCAGAAGAAGCCUUCAUAGCCUGGUUAAACGAAGCCAUUUUAGCCGGAACUCAAGAACCACACGCCAUGACCCUCUCAACAGUCGACCAACAUGGCUGCCCAGAUGCCCGUGUACUCAGCCUCAAGGACGUCGACAGUCGUGGCUGGCAUUUCGCUGUGAAUGGACACAGUCCCAAGGCCGAACAACUUGAUCUAAACCAGAACGUUGCCCUAACUUUUCACUGGCGUGAGGUUGGGCGGCAAAUCCGCAUCCGCGGAAAGGCUGCGCUGUUGUCCGAGGAGGAAUGUAGGAGGGAUUUUCAAGAGAGGCCAGUUAGAUCUAAGGUUGCUAUGCUAGCUUCGAAACAAAGUCAGAGGCUUGAGAGUCGCGGGGAGCUCGAUGCUCGGGUGCUGGAGGUGGAGGAGGGGCUUUUGGAGGGAGCGGACUUGGGUUUGAUGGGCGAGUCUGCCUUGAGGGUGUAUGCAGUCAAACCUAGCAUGGUGGAGUUUUGGCAGGGGUCGCGAGAUCGACUUCAUAGAAGAAUACGUUUUAUUACUAAUGGGGAUCGUGAUGCCUGGGUGAAGGAGCUACUGUGGCCUUAG